This is a messenger RNA of Lithohypha guttulata, 3363 nucleotides long. RefSeq names its product D-3-phosphoglycerate dehydrogenase 2 (gene SER33). The coding region runs from base 1 to 3363 and encodes 1120 amino acids. The record is from RefSeq and is a predicted model, not a curated record. Gene Ontology annotation, molecular function: NAD binding; oxidoreductase activity, acting on the CH-OH group of donors, NAD or NADP as acceptor. The transcript has 3 exons. Lineage: Eukaryota; Fungi; Ascomycota; Eurotiomycetes; Chaetothyriales; Trichomeriaceae.
AUGCCUGUCUCAGCGCUCACCGAGAACCUCAAGAACAGCAAUGGCACCAACAAUACCAGCAGCCCUAAUGUCGACUUCUCAGAGCCACAACCUGAAUCUCUGACUCGAACAGUUUCGCGAAGCGUCACCAAGAGCAACCUUUCUUUCUCAUUUGGUACCUCGCCUGAGCAUGCGCGCAAUAGCAGACCCUCAUUCCAUGGCUCGGAUUCCUCUCCCUUUCUCACUCGCACCAUGACUGGAGCGCCAGCCAAGAAACUCCAACCCUUUCGAGAAUCCGAUAUCAAGAUCCUGCUCCUCGAGAAUGUGAACAAGACGGGUCAGGACAGCUUAAGAGAGCAGGGCUACCAAGUCGAGGCGAUCAAGAGCUCGUUACCUGAAGAUCAAUUGAUUGAGAAGAUCCGUGACGUUCAUGUCCUAGGCAUACGGAGUAAGACUAAGCUGAACGCGAGAGUACUCGCAGCAGCCAAGAACUUAAUUGUAGUCGGGUGCUUCUGCAUUGGCACAAAUCAGGUCGAUCUCAAGUAUGCUGCGGACCACGGAAUCUGUGUCUUCAACUCUCCUUUCUCGAAUUCACGGUCUGUUGCGGAACUGGUCAUCGGAGAGAUCAUAAGUCUGGCACGGCAGCUAGGCGACAGGAGCAACGAGAUGCACCGUGGAACAUGGAACAAGGUCUCUUCGAGGUGCUGGGAAGUAAGAGGCAAGACAUUGGGUAUAGUUGGGUAUGGUCACAUUGGUUCUCAGCUUUCCGUACUAGCGGAAGCUAUGGGAAUGAAGGUCAUCUACUACGACGUAACGAACCUAAUGUCUAUGGGCACAGCUCACCAAGUCAGUUCGUUGAACGAGUUGCUCAAGGGCGCCGAUUUUGUUACUUUGCAUGUUCCUGAGCUGCCUGAGACGAAGAACAUGAUCAGUACCGCGCAAUUUGAACAGAUGAAACAGGGAAGCUACUUGAUAAAUGCCUCAAGAGGAAGCGUCGUCGACAUUCCAGCUUUGAUAGAUGCUUCGCGCUCGGGUAAGGUCGCUGGUGCCGCGCUCGAUGUGUACCCAGCCGAACCUGCUGGCAACGGAGACUACUUCACCAACGACCUCAACUCUUGGGCUGAAGAUCUGCGAAGCCUGAAAAACAUUAUCCUCACACCACAUAUCGGAGGAUCGACUGAAGAAGCACAGUCCGCCAUCGGCAUCGAGGUCGCCGAAUCACUGGUCCGCUACGUCAAUGAAGGCGUCACAGUUGGUGCAGUGAACAUGCCAGAAGUGACGCUGCGAAGUCUGACUAUCAAUGACUCAGAUCAUGCAAGAGUUAUCUUCAUCCACCAGAAUGUGCCCGGUGUGCUAGGACGUGUGAACAAAGUCUUGUCUGAUCACAACGUCGACAAGCAAAUGUCCGACUCGAGGGGAGAUAUGGCCUAUAUGAUGGCUGACGUUAGUAACGUCAGGCAGGCCGAGAUUGAGACCUUGUACAAAGAUCUGGAAGGUCUCAAAGAGAGGAUUAAUGGCCAGCUUGUGCUCGGUGAUCAACAGGUGGACAGAGAAGGAGAGUCUGCAUCCUCAACACAUAUCAAGAGAAGUUACAAUGGUCUGGAAGUGAUCUUUGGGAGCGGAGCCGAGGUCAAGACUGUCACCCUGAUCCAGGACUUUUCUUCAGUCAGCAUAAGCGGUCUUGAGGCCAAUACUACAAAAGCAGCCGUUCAGGAUCUGCUUGAAAAGUACGGUCAGAAUGUUCAGGAUGCCGUCAUCAAGAUUACGCCCACUAAUGGAGGAGUUGUGGCUCGCAUCACUGUUCGAGACCCAGCAUUCUCGUCAAAUAUUCUGCAGAAAUUUGGUAAUGAUCUAGACCUGAUUCCGAGCAACCAUGAGAUCCGCAUUCAAAAGGUGCAGCCAGAACUUAAGUCCGGUACAUCAGCUCAGAGGGUGAAUUGUCGCUCGGUAUCGUGUUCCUGGCAUAAGCCAACACGUACAGUAAGCUUGGACUUUGGUGGAACGGAACAGCAGCUGGCCAGACAUGUAAUGAACAAGUUCAACAACGGCUUCUACGAGUUCUCGGGUCAGCGAGUCAAGACUGUGGCCAACCUUACGGGCCGGACUGGCUUUGUAAGACCAUUUACCAGGCCCCCACUCUGGCGUGUCGUGCUCUCAAACGUUCCAGGUGAAGUACUGGAGGCAGAUAUUAGACGCAUGUUAGGUGACAAGGAAAAACCUGAAUCAUGUCGCCUAGGAGAGCCAAGCUACACUUUGAGUCCUCACGCUGCAGCCGAGAAGAUACGCAAGAGACUCCUCGAGUGGGGACCAUUGGAAGAGUUUCAAAUGAAGCAUGACCCAUCCAGCAAGAGAUACAAGGCAACAGCAACGUUCACUGAAGACAGCGACGCCACGACGGCGUGCGCUGCUCUCAAUGAUCAACCCUUGCCCUUCGGCAAUGGCAAAUUGAGCAUUGAGCUGAAUGUUACAGCCAAGUUGAAGGUUUUAACUAAAGUGUAUGAUGCGGUGAAGAUAGAGAUAGGGAGCCUCUACGACGAAUGCACCAACAACAGCAAUGUUCGCUUCAAAUUCUAUCGACCCACACAGCCCACACAACGUCUAACAACGAUCAAGGUCUCUGGCGCGGAUGCAUCUGAUGUGGCUACGGUCAAGAACAAGCUGGACACUAUAUUAAGUGGUCGUCUUGUGCGCGACAACGAAGGCUGUAACGUUUGGCAUACUGCCCUGAUAGGCGAGACUGGUUCACAGCUAAUCAGCGAAUUGGAGACACGGUUUAAAGUUGUUAUUCUGCGCGAGAUAACUACCUCGACUGUGAGGCUUUAUGGGACAAUGGACGACUGUGAGGCUUGCUCACAUGCUCUUCGGAAAUUAGCUGCGGUUAGCGAAGACGAUUUACACGAAAUACCUCUAGAUUCUGAUGCAUUCUCAAAUAUCAUGAAAGGCUCAUAUAGCAUGCUGCGAGCAAGACUAGGCAUGCAAAAUGUCUCUCUGAAGGUGAGCUCUGCUUCGAAGAAGAUCGUGAUCAAAGGCAGCGAGCGUGAGGUGAAACUCGCUCACCAAAUAUUACGGCAAGCCCCUGAUGCACAGCCUCGACAUCAGGACGAUGAUUGCUCUAUCUGCUGGACGACUGCUGAAAAGCCAGUCGUCACUCAUUGCAGUCAUGUCUAUUGUGCGGAUUGCUUCGAACUAAUGUGUUCUGCCGCAGCUUCAGGGCCGGAAGACUGCGACCGGAUGUCUUUCGGGCGUGCCCCACGACAGAUUGUUCACAGGUCUAUCGAGUCCGUGACAAUCAAAUCAACGAAGAUUGUGGUCCUAAGACUCUGUUACGUCCUCGAUGUCUACACCACAUUUGCCUUUCUUGCCGUGCCUGCCAUGGCCGUAUAA